UUUGCCACUGUACCCAUACAAUGCCAUUACCUUACACCACCUGUCCGCUCUUCAAAAUCCCCAAAUUGAGUGCUGAGAAAUCCAAUUCGAACCCGUUAGGGUUCCACCAUUACCAAAACUAUGGAAGGUAAAUCGUACCAGAGGUUUCCCAAGGUCAAAAUCCGAGAAAUGAAGGACGAUUUUCUCAAGUUCGAGCUCCGAGACACCGACGCCAGCAUGGCCAACGCACUCCGGCGCGUGAUGAUCGCCGAGGUGCCCACCAUCGCUAUCGACCUGGUGGAGAUCGAGGUCAACUCUUCUGUUCUCAACGACGAGUUCAUCGCCCACCGUCUUGGCCUCAUCCCACUCACCAGUGACCGUGCCAUGUCCAUGCGCUUCUCUCGUGAUUGCGAUGCCUGUGAUGGAGAUGGCCAGUGUGAGUUCUGUUCCGUCGAGUUUACUCUUCGCGCCAGGUGCGUUGAAGAUCGAACCCUAGAUGUCACCAGUAAGGACCUCCUCACCCCUGACCACACCGUUGUCCCAGUUGACUUCUCUGACCCCGCUGGUGACGAAUCCACCGAGCAUAGGGGGGUUAUCAUUGUGAAGUUACGCCGUGGACAAGAACUGAGGCUGAGAGCCAUAGCCAGAAAGGGAAUUGGCAAAGAUCAUGCAAAGUGGUCACCUGCGGCUACUGUUAGUUUUAUGUAUGAACCAGACAUUCGAAUCAAUGAAGAGUUGAUGGAAACUUUAACGCUGGAGGAGAAAAAAAGUUGGGUUGAAAGUAGCCCUACCAGAGUGUUUGAGCUUGAUCCCGAAACCCAUCAGGUGUAUGUGUUUGAUGCUGAGGCAUACACUUACGAUGAUGAAGUGAUAAAAAAAGCUGAAGCUAUGGGGAAGCCUGGGCUUGUUGACAUCACUGCCAAAGAAGAUAGCUUUAUUUUUACUGUUGAGACAACUGGUGCAGUUAAAGCUUCUCAGCUGGUGAUCCAUGCCAUUGAAAUCCUGAAACAAAAGCUUGAUGCAGUACGUCUCUCAGAGGAUACAGUAGAAGCUGAUGAUCAAUUUGGUGAAUUGGGUGCACACAUGCGAGGAGGAUGAUGUGAUCCGGGUGGUUCCAAGUUUUGUAGGUUUCUGGAAAUUCAGCUGACACCCUUUUGCGUUGUGGAACUUUGUUCAUAUAUAUGCUUCAUCAACUGCAAUGUACUUAUUUGGCCGAACUCUUGGUAUCUAUCAUUUUCUGCGGGACAUAAAUUCUCUCAAUGAGGUUUGCUAUCUUUCACUUUGAUGUAAAAACAUAUGGGCAAUGAAUGAUGAAUCCACAUAUUUUAUGCA
Humulus lupulus (European hop) is the source of this 1311-nucleotide messenger RNA. RefSeq names its product DNA-directed RNA polymerases II, IV and V subunit 3-like. The transcript is spliced from 3 exons. Gene Ontology annotation, cellular component: RNA polymerase II, core complex. Gene Ontology annotation, biological process: DNA-templated transcription. Bases 121 to 1077 code for a protein of 318 amino acids. The record is from RefSeq and is a predicted model, not a curated record. Gene Ontology annotation, molecular function: DNA-directed RNA polymerase activity; protein dimerization activity; DNA binding. NCBI's taxonomy places the organism in Eukaryota, Viridiplantae, Streptophyta, Magnoliopsida, Rosales, Cannabaceae.